Trematosphaeria pertusa is the source of this 7938-nucleotide messenger RNA. RefSeq lists its product as uncharacterized. NCBI's taxonomy places the organism in Eukaryota, Fungi, Ascomycota, Dothideomycetes, Pleosporales, Trematosphaeriaceae. The annotation marks the transcript as partial. The record is from RefSeq and is a predicted model, not a curated record. The transcript has 3 exons.
AUGGAUGGACCACCAUAUGAUAGCCUAGAGGCGCGGAGCCGCUUCGUGGCGCUGGCCGACAUGGCAGAAAUCUACCUCACUGCUGCAGAGGAUGUAUAUCGGCACAUACCCGAGGCCCAAUCCAUGAAGAUACUCACGGUCAUGGAGUUAUGGGUAGCCUGCGACCUAUACGCCACCAAUUUCUAUCCGGCACUCCGCGAGUACCACACCGGAUUCCGACCUGGCAUGUUUAACUUCCUCAUUUUACCCAGAAAGGAGGAUCUCACUCGACUUGCGGCCUUGGAGUACCACCUUAAUAAACGGCAAAAAGACGCCAAGAUGGGUGUCCCAUGGGAAUUCGUAGAAGGAAGCACCCAACCUAACUCCUUUGCUGUCCGGUACUAUGAAUCCUGCUCCGAACUGAAGACAUUGCACGAUAGGCUCCGGAAGGCUGCUGAAUCGGCGAAAGCUGCGAAGGAGGCCGAGUAUGGAAAAUUAAAGGACAAGUUUGACGCCCGUAUUCGUGAAGUUAACAGGGCUCCGCCGUGCCACCACGACUGGUACUGGUCCGAUUGCUCGAUAUGCGAAGAGAGGGAUACAGCCCGGCGAAUGAGUAUCCAGGUCUUCGAAGAGCCUCUCCCAGACGAUGAGCUAGUUGCCAAAACGCUUGUCUUCGAGCUCCAACUCCCCGAAGUUUAUGCACGAUGGAGGGACCUGACGCUCCGGAUCCUUACCGCGACAACCCACCCCGAUCCUACGGCCAAUCAACCCUCUCAACGUGAGCCUUACCUCACCCAGAAGCACCCCGUGGUCGCAAACACCUUGGGUCCUCAGGGUGGGGCUCGGGGGUUCAGGUUUCGACCUGCCUCCACAUCUGUGCCCUCCAAAUCUUCACAUGGCACGAGUAUUCUAGUUUCUGAGGCAAAGGAGAAGAUUUUCACGCCUCAUGGCUAUGUAUAUGAGCUGUACGACACCCUAACUAGAAAGCCAAUUGUCCCGUCGCAGCUAUUGGGGCAGCUUCAUGCAGGUUUCGCCUAUCCACCUCCAACUACACAUGAAGCACUGAGGCAGUACAUUGUGGGCACCUCUCACUCAGAAAACGAUGUCACCGCGGCAACGACAAGCUCGCCGGAACUUCCCUCGAACAUGUCCCGCGACGAAUUCAAGAUCUUCGGUACUCUGCGGGCGGGGGAUUUGCUUCAGUGGCGAAAUAUCCUGGAGCAACUGCUAGCUCCCACACUGGACUUCAACAAGGUGGAUACUUUGUAUCUUGUCCUCCAAACAGCCAAUGAAGCGGGCCCCAGUGUCGGCGAUGGCCCCCUCCGUCAGUCUCAUGCCAUCCUAGAUGACGAGACCUUUGGGUUACGACUAAUCGACGCUCUGGAAGACGCCUUUGCCAGAGUCAGCAAGAACUGGGACAACCACGUCUCUUGGUGCAUAUAUCUUAGCCUCGCCACCAGGCUGUUCUCCAUGUCAACUAGAAACACCGUCCGCAUCCACUGCCUGUCGUUUUUGUCCGAAAUACGCCACCGAGCGAUAUCCUGCGUAAGAGAUCUCCGCAAAAGCAUCGAGGAGAGUGAUUCCGUCCAAGGUCGCAAGAACUUGAGCAAACAAGCUUUGCUAUUAGCUCUGAUAUGCCAUGUGACCUUCGAUAUUGGUAAUGCUCUUCCGGUUGUCUUAGCAGACGUGAAGGAGGCUUCCAUUCUUGUUGCCGCGUCAAUUUUCAUCGCCGAGCUUACCGCGGGUGAGGUGCCGAGAGACGUAUCGGAAAUCGAGGUGGAUCCAGUUAUGAAUCUUCUACUCUAUCGCUGGCGCCGGCUCUCCUAUACCGCCGAGGACUUCUUACGUGGCACAAUAGCACACAAGCCUGGCAUACACACCUGCCUCGAUAUUGCCGUAACGGAGAUCUGGGCAGAAUAUGCUCCGCCAACAGAAUGGACUAUCGCAGAAGAAGAUGACUACCGACAUGUCCUGAGUGCGGCAGGAAAGAUUGAAGACGAGAGGACCUCAAUGCACGAGUUUCAAUACAACCUCCUAACGGGACAAUUCCUCAUGGAUCAUAUGCCGAUAAGCUCACUGCCCCAGGAGUACCUCAUUGACGACACAUAUAGACGGCUCUUCGGGGAACGGGUAAUAAAGGUCUUUCCAAAGAAGCUAGAAAAGACUGUUUUCUCUGCCGAGAAGCCUCAGUUUGAGCAUUUUCCCAUUCACUUCGGCAAGGGCGAUGAUGGGCUCAUAAUACGCGCUGAGAAAGGGGGGCAGAUGUACGAAUUCAUUCCGCCACGCAAGCUAGAGGGGGAUUUCCCACCUCUACUGGUCUCCGACUACAUCCACUGGUGGGUCGAAGACAAGAACACGGUCGAGUUUCGGCCUUUGAAGAAAGCCUGGGAACCCAUCGGAGAGGCAGGCGGACGCCAUGGUUUUGUGCUCCAUCUAGGAGUUGACGAUGCGUCUCCAGCUCAGCUGAAGCGAAACGCGUCGACGUGUCUCGUUGGCAGCCGCAGCAAAACAUGGAGCACAGUGACAAGCAUCUUUCAGUCGAUCGAAUUACCGAAAUUCAUCCAUCUCAUGCUUAUCCAAGACGGUCACGGAACUGGAUGCUUGGAAAUUGAACUCCCACGAUACGGUAUGCGCUUCAGUCUUCUUCCUGGAGACACGUCAAUCACUUCGAAUCACUAUAGAGGUUUCUCGGUGGAUGGUAGCCAGUCAUUUGGAGCGCUAGUGGGACUCCAGAGUAAGCUGGUCCUCAAAUUCAAAGCCUCGGGCUUGAGAGCUGUCGUCGUGCCUCACGGGAAGUUGUGUUUCGCCAAAGAGCAGAGUGGACAUGCCUCAUCCUGGGUGCAUACUGGAGACAGAAGGCCAAUCAAACACCACUUUCUGCAGAUAGAUACCACACUCGGACAACUCAACGAUGGCGGCGCCUUGGGAAACAAGCUGUUCCUGGUUUACUUGCAUGCCAUCACGUCGCAUUGCCUCCCAGACCCCCUGACAGGUCGUACUGGGACCGAGGAAGCACUCCGAAUCCUUAACACGGCUGCGGUCAAGUCUUUCGACAGGCUUCGGAAAGGGCCAGAGAGCCUCCUGCGUCAAAUUGCUGGCCUGAGCCCCCGACGCUUUCUCACCGUUCUCGCGGAUGGCCGCGUAGCCACCGCCAUUUGGUCACAACUCUCCAUGCUCGCGCAGGACGACGCCUUUUACGUCUCUGUCCAGGCUAUCCUCAACCAUGCACGCAGAUGUCAGUUUUUCUUUCGGGAGAAACAUAAAGGAGGCAAGGUUGAAAUCGAAAAGCUGGGGACAUCGCAGGACGAGUUAGUUCGCCGGUCCCUGAACAGAGCGGCAACGUUUCGAGUGGCUCAAUUCGGCGCCGAGGAGUUCACGACGAGCCAUGAUGAAGAUUACAAGGCACGGGAUGAAAACACGGGCUCCCCUGCUGGCCUACGCAGCUACAGCGUGGCGAAUCUCAAUUUGGACGAAGCCGGUGAACACUUCCACGAUCGGUAUAGGCUUACCAUGUUCUUUGCAGCGCUGAGCUUCGCGGAGGAGACAGAUGCUGGAAUUAUUCAGCUACUUCUGACCUUUGCAAUGUCUCACGCGGUGCGCAACCUCCCGGUACCCGUGCAAGAAUCUGAGCUCAGACUCACAGACGGCGCGGUAACCGAAGUCAAGCGACUGACUCAGUUAAUCAAAAAGCAUGCAUGGGGUCAGAAUGUGUGGCGUUGGCGUUUCGAGCCGGACAAAUCGGCCGCUGUUACCGAUCUCGUCAAUGCUCUCUCGCGACAGGAUCCAUGCGACAAUAUAGAUGAGCCUGCUGACGCAAGUCGUUAUCGAAAAUACCUCCCGCUGGAUGCUAUUAUGGCGGACGUUCGUGAUCUCUUCAGCUCAUGGUCUCGUAACGGAAAGUACAUGGCAUACCUCCGCAACGCAAUUGACAAGGCACGCUCACUCAAACAACAAGAGAUUGAAGUUGAAGAGACUCGAAGAACCAUUACAAUAGCUGGAGCCCAACAAGGCGACGACCGACGCAGGUCCGUGAGCGUGGACGACCUCUUCGCACAAAACCCUCCAGAAAUUUCCCCCCUACAGCCCGAGCAGUUCGAAGCGUACAUACUCCGAAGCAAACACGACGAUAAUACAACAGAGCUGAGGGUUAGCCGACUGCGUAAGAUCCUGUCAGAAGACUGUCAAGAUGGCCCUGAGCACCGGUCAAAGUACGUGGAGCGACUACAGCACAGUAUAGACGAGUUCACGAAUCAGUCCGUUAGAUUGCCAUCUAGGCCUUCUCUAGACGGAUUUCUGAAGGAUGACUUCAAAGAAAGAACCGCUGGGCAUUUGGCAGAUUGCCAGGUUGCCGUGGAGAAGAUGCGGACCGAUAUCACUCACACGCUGAAGCAGUCGCCGAAUGCAGCUGGACGUGGGGCAUUUCUCGGCCCCCUGCAGCCGCGAAUCACAACGAUCCUACUCCUUGAGCACCUAACACCUCGCCGACAUCGGCCGACCUCCCCGGAAUGGAAGCAGGCCAUCAUGAGCUUUGCCUACUCCAUCAGAGUACUCCAGAGGGCCGAGAGACUUGCUAGAGCCGCAGGACUGCCGGCAGAUCUCGCAAGGGACGAAGUACUGCGAGAGCUUAACGAUACGGCGAGCAUGAAACUGGAAGGUGUGCAGCCUAAAGAUCCAGACUGGGACCGCAUGAAGCAUCCCGAAUCUCUCUUGCUCGAAGUCGAAAACGGAAUAUUCAUUCGACCAGUGCAAGAAAGCAUCGCCCGGCAUAUGCUGCAGGGCUACACCGUGCAGCCGAGAGAUCUAGGUCAUGCCGUCAUGCAGCUCAAUAUGGGCGAGGGGAAAUCUUCUGUGAUCAUCCCUAUCGUUGCAGCGGCACUGGCCGAUAGCGCCCUUGUUCGUGUAGUCGUAACUAAGCCACAGUUCGGGCUGAUGAUGCAGAUUCUUGCACACAAACUAGGCCGCCUCCUCAACCGGCGGAUCUACACCUUGCCCGUAUCUCGAAAAUUGAAACUGGACAAGGAGGGUGCGAACGUGCUGGUCGACCUAUGUGAUGAAUGUAAGAGAAAUGGUGGUAUUUUACUCCUACAGGUCGACCACAUCCUGUCGCUAAGGCUUCUGGGGCUCGAAGCGAUUAUCAAAAACUCUGAUGGCACCACCGGUAGCACCAUUUUGGAGGGCCUAUCUCAGUUGGAAGAUCACUCUCGAGACAUCAUCGAUGAGGCCGAUGAGGUUUUCAACCCUCGAUAUGAGCUCACAUAUGCCAUGGGCACCCAACAGAAUCUCAACUUUGGACGCCAGAGAUGGCAGCUUAUCCAAGAUGUACUCUCAGUUCUCGCAAAAGCGGCUGAGAGGCUGCAUAAGAAUGGCCAGCGUGGAUUAGAGUUUGACGAGCGGGAGGGACUGCACAGGGCGUUCCCCAAAACAAGGAUCACGCAGAACUCGACCGCUUUGGUGCUUGCCAAAGCGGUCGCCGAGGAAAUAUGCAUUGAAGGUCUCGAGGGACUAUCUAAGGUCGCUCUCCAUUCCGAUAGAACCUUGUCUCAGACCUUACUCGAAUACAUCACUAAAGCUGAUCCGGACCAGAGCAUCGUGAAAGAAAUGGAACGGGGGUUCAUGUCGAAGACCACAAGGCCUUAUGCCCUCCUCCUCAGGGGCUUGUUAGCCCUUGGAGUUCUUGGCUUUGUUCUGCAGAAGCGAUGGACGGUCAACUACGGCUUAAGUGAAGAGAGGAGGCCUCGAACAGGGGUAGCAGUCCCCUACGUUGCGAAGGACUGGCCAUCACCGAGAUCUGAAUUCAGCCACCCGGACGUUGUUAUCUUGUGCACCUGUCUCUCUUACUAUUACAGAGGACUGACAGAUGGCGAACUUAUGGAAGCAUUCCGGUACUUGCGCAAUCGAUCUGACGGAGGGAGCUCAGAAUACAGCGCCUGGAUCAAGGACAACAAGAACAUCCCCGUAGAACUUCGGCACUUGACCAGCAUCAACCUCAAGGAUAACAAGCAGUGUGCCAAUGGCAUUUUCAAUCACCUACGGUUUACCAAACGCGUCAUCGACUACUACCUGUCCAACAUAUUGUUCGCCAGACAGAUGCGAGAAUUCCCAGAGAAGCUUUCUGCAUCCCCAUGGGACCUUACAGGUCGGAGGAAACAUCUACUCACCGGAUUCAGCGGCACAAACGACUCGAGGGACAUGUUGCCAUUGCCCGUUCGCUACCUAGACCUACAGCCAUACACUAACGCCGCUGUCUUGGAUUGCCUCCUUAGGCCUGAGAACACAGUUCGAAGGAUAGACAUGACGACCAAAGGAAAGCAAUCGGCCGCCGAAUUCAUCCUAGAUCAGCUGUCAAAGUCAAGUCCAGAGAUCAGGGUGAUCCUUGACGUUGGCGCCCAGCUUCUAGAUAUGAACAACCUAGAAGUUGCGAACGCCUGGCUCCACAAAGCCGAUACGGCCGAGGCCGUCAUCGUAUUCGACGGAAAGGGCAAUCUUGUCGUCGUGACGAAGGAUGGACGUACAGAAGCAUUCCUGGCCUCACCCUACUCGAUGCACACCUCGGCAUGUCUCGUCUUUCUUGAUGAGGCCCACACAAGAGGGACCGAUCUUAAGCUUCCACCGCACUACCGCGCCUCCGUGACUCUGGGACCGAAUGUGACGAAAGAUAAGCUUGUGCAAGCGUGCAUGAGGAUGAGGAUGCUUGGCAGAGGGCAGUCAAUUGAGUUCCUUGUUUCGGAUGAAAUUGCAGAGAAAGUGACCAGCCUCAAUGGGGUCCAAAAGAACGACGAGCUUCGGGUGAUGCAUAUCUUGCGCUGGGCGAUUAGGGAGACAUGGCGUGAAAGUGAAAAGAGUAUCGGUCUCUAUGCGAUGCAGGGCAUACGGCACCAAGUCCACGAAGUGCUGUGGAAAGAUUUAAGAAACAGUACCGUGGCCAUGCGAAAGCAAUUUGCCCACAAGUUUCUCGAGAAAGAGGCACAGACUCUCGCUCAACGGUACAGCCCUCCGAAAAGAGAGAACAUUUUCAAAAGGGAGACAGCAAGACCGCUAUUGGAGGCGAGAAGGGAAGAACUAAAGCUGAUCGAAAAGAGAUGCGGCAGCUUCGGUGUUAUUUCAAUGCACCCCACACGGGCCGGCGAAGAGCAGGAGCGAGAGCUUGCGCCAGAGCGGGAGGAACAGCGACAGCUGCAGAAGCCCGUCGCUUUGGCGCCGCUGAGGCCUGACCUCCACGAUGAUGUCUUAAAGUUUGCCCGGUGUGGCAUAAUUGACACCGAUCGUCUCUCCGAAGCUUUCAUUCCAGCAUUCAAGAUAUUCGAAGCUUCUAGUGUGCGCGGCCAGAAGGUGCUAUCCCAGUUCCCUUGCGACCUACUUGCGACUCGCGAAUUCGCCCGGACUGUCGAUUCUCAGCAGUCACGCAAGUUCAUCUCGGACCACUAUCUCCGUCCGGUGCACUGGGUGAUGACCAGCACUACCAAAGACGGCAACGUUGCGCACAUGGUACUUCUCAGCUCGUGGGAAGCAAACGAACUCCUACUUAAGUUCACCAAAGACGGCUACAACGACCACGUCCGCCUGCACAUGUACGCGCCACGGGUGAGUCCACUACUCCGGUCACUGGAAGACCUGGCUCUAUAUACCACACCUGCGCUUCCACAUAACUGGGUCGUGCCCCUGCAAUUGAUACGACUGUUGAAUCUGUUCGCAGGACAGUUAUUUCUGCGCUCAUAUGCGGAGUAUACUUACGUGUGUGACUUCCUUGGGCUUCCACAUCGGUUAGAUGGCAACGCACUUCCGGACAUGAAAACGGAUGGAUUUCUGGGCGACAACAAGCAUGCGGACUGCCCCUUCUCCGAGAGUCCUGUUCCAUUCUUAAGAGCUUUGCUACAAGACAUUUGCCGAGACAACCAGGAUAUCAAAGGAACCGACAUGGGUCGCAUUCUCGCCGGGGACUUGUUGACGGAGGACGAUUUC